AUGGCGGGGCUGUGCCGGGCCCUGAGCCGGGCUCUGCCGAGCCGGACACUGCCAAGCCGGGCCGUGCUGUGCCGGUCGAUGUGCCGGGCGGCGGCGCGGCCCGGGCAGGUCCCCAGGGCCCGGCCGUGGGGCUGGGGGCUGGCGCUGGGGCUGGCCGUGGGGGUCCGGGGCGAGGCGGACGGAGGGCGGGAGGAGGAGCCGCCGCCCCCGCGGGGCUUCGGCGCGGCCGUGGAGCGGAGCAGGGACCUGCUGCGGAGGGUCAAGGAUGAAGCAGGAAUCCCAGGUAUAAUCGUUGGAGUUUCUGUGGAUGGAAAGGAAGUCUGGUCAGAAGGUCUGGGCUAUGCUGACGUGGAGAACCGUGUCCUGUGUAAGCCAGAGACCAUCAUGAGAAUCGCCAGCAUUAGCAAGUGUCUCACCAUGAUGGCUGUGGCUAAACUGUGGGAAGAGGGGAAACUGGAUUUAGAUGCUCCAGUGCAGAAAUACGUCCCUGAAUUUCCAGAAAAAGUCUACGAGGGCGAAAAGGUCACUAUUACGACCAGACUGUUGGUUUCACAUCUGAGUGGGAUCCGCCACUACGAAAAAGACAUCGCGAAAGUGAAAGAAGAGAAGGAAAAGGCAAACAGAGCACUGAGGCCGACCAAACCCCACCAGGAUAAAGAACAAAGAGAAGGCAAAGGGACUGAAAAACCUGAUUCUGCCAAACCAAGGAAGGAACAGGACGGUGAGACGAGAACUAGGAACUCGAAACCUGGCAGGAGGGACAAGGAGUUUGAGCAGGAAGAGUAUUACUUGAAGGAAAAAUUUGAAAGUGUGAUUGACUCACUGAAGAUAUUUAAAAAUGAUCCUUUAUUCUUUAAACCAGGCAGUCAGUUCUUGUACUCAACAUAUGGCUUUACUCUCUUAAGUGCUGUUGUGGAGAGAGCUGCAGGACAAAAAUUUACAGACUACAUGCUGAAAAUGUUUCGUGAUCUGGAUAUGCUGUCCACUGUGCUGGAUGACAAUGAGGCAAUGAUAUAUAACAGAGCAAGGUAAGCAAGGAUGAAACUUGGUUUUUUCCCCCCAACAACUGUCGCUCUUUCUGCCUUUAUUAAGCCAGUUGAGUUAAGAAUGUGUGACACUUUUUCCAGACUUAUAAAUGAAGUGUUGUGUGUUAUCUCCAAGUUAGUCAUGAAGCUGCUUCCAAUACCAUGGCAUUGGUUCUGUAAUUAAUGUGUAAAAUUACAGAGUAGGAAAUAAAUGUUUCCUGUUGUAAGAGUAAAUAUGGGGGAAGUGGGAAGGGUGUCUUGGAAGUUUACCUUUACUUUGGGUACAAAUAAGCACAUAAAUGUAAAUACAGUAAAAUAAGGAGUAACUA
Molecule: messenger RNA, 1354 nt
Organism: Empidonax traillii (willow flycatcher)
Lineage: Eukaryota; Metazoa; Chordata; Aves; Passeriformes; Tyrannidae
Product: serine beta-lactamase-like protein LACTB, mitochondrial
Exons: 5
Coding region: 1-1032 (343 amino acids)
Source: RefSeq, a predicted model, not a curated record